Messenger RNA from Corylus avellana, 914 nucleotides. The record is from RefSeq and is a predicted model, not a curated record. Lineage: Eukaryota; Viridiplantae; Streptophyta; Magnoliopsida; Fagales; Betulaceae.
AAUCUCUACUCUCAAUCUCUUCUGCACAUUUAUUUCCAGUACUUCAUAUCCUCUAAACUUUUUUUUAAGCCUCCACAAAUGGCUUCAUCAUCAACCUCUGUAAACAACAUUGACUUAAGCUUUGCUCCUACAGUACAACUCAAUGUUAUGCCUGAUGCACAUCCUGACGUUCCUACUAUACACCCCGACAUACUUGUUGUACAUCCUGACAUGCCUGCUGUACACCCUGAUGUAUGGCAGCCAACUUUUACUUUUGAUGAUCGUCCUAUCACCAUUCACGAUACUGUCAAGCUCCACGAUUCUACUGCUAUGGCAGUGGCUAAAGGUCUUGCAACUCCACGGGAUCAAACAUUGUUGGCUGAUAGGUCUGAUUUUGACGCUAUUAAUAAUUCCUUGGCGUAUAGUAUCCAAGGUGCUGCUUCAGUUUCUGACAUGGCACGACGUUUGAGUGACAGAAAUGUGGAGAUGAAAAUCUUAAGAAAUCAAGUUGGGGCCUUACAGCAACGGCUCAAAUACUACAAACAAAAACACGUGAAUUUGAAGAAGAAGAAUACAAAGCCGAAAAAGCUGGUGGUGUUGUUCGCAGAGGACCGGGGAGUAAAAGUGGUAGAAAUGGAGAAGACUGCCAGACAUCUCCAGCAACAACAUGAAAAGCUACAGGUAGAUGUCUAGGAGUGUCGCAUGUCUCUCGGCCCAAGCUCUAAUCAGAAGUGAUCUCUUGGAGCAGCUCUGUGAAUGCAUCCGCUCGUCAUUGCUACAAGUCUCUUUAUGCAACAACUUUUUUUUUUUUAUUCGAAUUAAUGAACACUGGUUUGUAAUAUUAUAAGGAGCUUGCUCUCCAAACAUUUCCUUUUUGCUUUGUAAUCAUAGUAGCUUCGUACAUGCACUCUAUUUAUCAGGUUAAUUAUACAUGA